Messenger RNA from Eruca vesicaria subsp. sativa (arugula), 192 nucleotides. The record is from the annotation of a GenBank genome assembly. NCBI's taxonomy places the organism in Eukaryota, Viridiplantae, Streptophyta, Magnoliopsida, Brassicales, Brassicaceae.
AUGGGAGGACGCAAAAUAGUUGCUACUUCAACUCACGAGGAGUUCGCUAAAUUUACCCCUCGAAUGGCUGGUAGGUUGGACGAAGCCAAACGAAGCGCUUCUAGCCCAUCAUUUCUAUUUUGGGAGAAGGUGCAAAAGAGAGGGCCCUGGAACUUAAUGGGAGCAGGAGCGACAUGGGAGGAUUCAAACUAG